AUGGCUCGCGCCUCCGAGUUCGGCGCCGUCGAUGUCGUCUCCGUCUCCCUGGCUUGCGUCGCCGCGCUGAUCCGCGCCGCGCUCAUCACGCUGGACUGGAAGACACCCCUGGCCGAGCUUCGGCGGACCGCCGACCAGGCUGCUCCGGAUCGUUCUCUUGCUGAUUUUGGUCGCCCGAAGCCGUGGGCUCCACACUGGAGGACGCCAGCAAUCGCACGGACACUCGAGCGCGUUGCUUCUAAACAACUUUUGCCUGUUUCCAAAGACCUUCAGAGGGCCAUGGCUGCCGCCGUCAACGAGGUCACCAAGGACCCAGAUUCGCGGAAGGGUGUGCAGAAGAGAGCGUACGCCGGUCUGCACCGCCACUGGCCGGAGCAGACCAGCGACAUCAACGGCAUCGAUUUUGACGCCCUCAUUGCCACUAUUAGGACAUCUCGCACUCGUAUCUCGACUUCGUCCCUGAAAAUUUGGAUGGGUGGAUGGACGACCAGCGCGAGGAUGCAUGAGAGCGUGGUGCACCGGUGCCUUUUUGGCUGCACAGCGAAGGACGAAUGGGCCCACUACGCCGACUACCUGCCGUUGUGGUCCACUGUGUACUCCACGCUGGGCGCGGCCCCGCCCGCCCCGAGAUUCGAGUGCAUCGGUCUCCACGCCAAGCGGCCCGACGACCUCCACCCGCGUACCUGCAAGGGGCUCGAUAGGAGCGGCCCCGUUGCUGUCACAUGCUUUGCUCGGGCGAGGCUCGGGCAAUCGGCGAGCACCCUCGCGGCGGGAAAGCCAGCCAAGUCCCCCGGGACGGCAGCGGCCGCAGCCGACAAGGGCAACAGGGAGAGCGUGGAGGUGCUCGCGGAGCCGCCGCGGGCCGAGGCGGCCGGGCGCGAGGCGCCCGCGCUGCGCGAGGGCGCCGCGGGGCGGGUGGCCGGCUGGCUCGGCCUGGGCGGGGCGGGCGAGGCGCCAAGCACCGCCGAGGUGGAGGUCUUCCGGGAGGGCUGCCGCGCAGUGGCCGUCGAGACCUUGGGGGCGGCGGCGGCGGGGGCCGUGCGGCCGCUGUUCCGUGGUGCGGUGCUGGCGUUCAACACGCGCACGCUCCCCAACCCCGGGGUUCCGGACGGAGUGCUGCGCUCGCUACUGCUGCCGCGCGACACCCUCGGGCCCUGGCUGCUUGGCCUCGAGGGCGACUACGCGUAUGCGGCCAGCCUCGACCAGAGCUUCGUGGUGCGGCUGCUGGAGCACGGCCUCUUUGUCCUCCCCGGCGACAGCCAGAUCUUCGCAUGCCCUUUCCCGGUAAAGCCGUACGUUUUCCUGCUCGAUGAGGGCGCCGCUCGGGGCACCCGCAGCACAUGGCGCAGCUGCAAAAUGCUGCGGCGCUACGGCAAGGAGUUCGAGCUGUCGUGCAACCGCGACUUCCAGGGGCACCUGGCCCUGUGCGGGCGCUACCACGAGGAGCGCGGCGGGACGUGGAUCAGCGACGAGCUCAUCGAGGUGCUGGCGCGGAUACACGAGGACCCAGGCAACGGGAUACGCAUGUUCUGCUUCGAGCUCUGGGACAAACGCACCCGCGAGCUUGCGGCGGCCAGCUUCGGGCUGUCGAUCGGGACCUUCUUCCACGACUUCAGCACCUGCUGCCUCGUCAGGGACCGCCGCUCGGCGGGGUCCAUCCUGGCCAAGGCCGUCGGGGCGCUCCUGGAGGACUGCGGCGUCGCCCUGUGGUACUGGGGCUGCAAGAUCGGGUACAUGGCAGAGUGCACGGGGCCCAGGAGAUCUCCCGGGCCGAGUACUACCGCAGGCUGCGCGCCGCGUCGGCGGCGGCGCUGGCGGAGGAGCCCGACGCCGCGAUCUCGGCCGGCAGGGCCGCCGUGCCUUGCUGGCCUGGCGCUGGGCCGCGGCAGCCCGCGUGACGCCCCGCGUGCAGCGGCUCCGCUCCCGGACGUGCUC
Messenger RNA from Prorocentrum cordatum, 1935 nucleotides. The record is from the annotation of a GenBank genome assembly. NCBI's taxonomy places the organism in Eukaryota, Dinophyceae, Prorocentrales, Prorocentraceae.